AGUUGGUUUGCCCUCGCCAUUGUUCUCGGUAGUAAUGCGUUGUGUGCCGCCGCCGUGUUGUGCCCCUCUACAGUGUGUGGGGGAGCGACAGUGUUCUCGCUAACUGUGUUCUUUCUUCUUCACUUUUAUAACGUGCCUGGUCAUAUUCAUGCAAGGAUAUCUGCAUUUGUGAAAAGUUCGUGGAAUAUAACGCAUUUCUUGCUUUAUUUCUGGAUGUACCCUUUCUGCUUUGGAUAAGUUGUGUGGAUUAUGUUCUUGUGAGUCAUAGGCUACCCUGUGUAUCGCCGGCCACUGUGGCUCCUGGUCUUGGCGGGAUUCUUCGUGUUCCGAAGGGCGGAUUUUCUUCAGGGACGAUGGGAAGGCAAUCUAGGAGAUUCGCUUUGUGUUUCAAUCGCUGAUCAACGAGAAUUUUCCCUACCAAGAGGUGGAUUUACGACGCGUUUGACUGAACUUGAAACAUUGCCAGUCCAGUCGAUUUUCUUCGUUUUACCAUUUGGAUUAUAAAGAGUUCAACAUGUAUCCUAAUCGACAUCCGGGACCUCCCCCGGGUCAACCAUUUAAAUUCACAGUGUCAGAAUCAUGUGACCGGAUCAAAGAAGAGUUUAGCUUUCUUCAGGCACAGUACCAUUCAUUGAAGAUGGAUGUUGAAAAAUUGGCUCAGGAAAAAACAGAAAUGCAGAGACACUAUGUUAUGGUAAGUGUUUUGUUUGUCAUUGUUGUUGUUUUUCUUUUACUUAGUUGGGAAAAUCUAUUCUUCCUUGGACUGAUAUUGAGCUUGUUUUAUUUUCUGCAGACGGAAAUAGCCAAAAGACUGAAUGCUAUCUGUGCCCAAGUGAUCCCUUUUUUAUCUCAAGAGCAUCAACAACAAGUGGCGGCGGCCGUGGAGAGGGCGAAGCAGGUCACCAUGCAGGAGCUCAAUGCUAUCAUUGGGCAACAGAUGCAGGCCCAGCACCUCCCACACGCCCACGCACCGCCCAUCCCGCUGACGCCACACCCAGCCGGCCUCCAGCCACCCAUCCCGCCCGUGUCCAGCGGCUCCUCCGGCUUCCUGGGCUUCCAGCAGGGGGCGUUCCCGAUCCCGCACGGCGUCUCCUCCCUCAAGGGCGAGGACAAAGGUGAGUGAGGCGUCCACUGACUGCUUUAGAACCUAGAUCUAUCUGUUGUUCCUGCUUUGUCUCAUUAUAUUAUGACCUUAAUGUGUUACAAGUGCCGUAAAACACUUACGAAAACUGCUUUGUCUCUUGUUUACGUUUCCUUCUGUAUGAGUGGUUAUAUAUUAUACUAGCCUGAUUAUAUAUGUAUAUUUCAAGUAGUGUGGUCUGUUUCUUUUUUCCGAUCAAACAUCUAUCGUCUUAAUCUCCCCUCCUUCUUUUUUGUGUUUGUUGCUCUCUUAUAACACCUCUAAUCUUCGGCACUUAUAUGACGUUUGAUAGGAAAGAAAGAGCAAACUGACGCGUGUGCUACGUCCAUAAUGAGGUGCGAAGAAUGAGUAAA
Molecule: messenger RNA, 1494 nt
Organism: Aplysia californica (California sea hare)
Lineage: Eukaryota; Metazoa; Mollusca; Gastropoda; Aplysiida; Aplysiidae
Product: transducin-like enhancer protein 4
Exons: 6
Coding region: 515-1123 (202 amino acids)
Biological process (GO): regulation of DNA-templated transcription; negative regulation of canonical Wnt signaling pathway
Cellular component (GO): nucleus; transcription regulator complex
Molecular function (GO): transcription corepressor activity; protein binding
Source: RefSeq, a predicted model, not a curated record